This is a messenger RNA of Nilaparvata lugens (brown planthopper), 1092 nucleotides long. RefSeq names its product organic cation transporter protein-like. Gene Ontology annotation, molecular function: transmembrane transporter activity. The transcript has 7 exons. Lineage: Eukaryota; Metazoa; Arthropoda; Insecta; Hemiptera; Delphacidae. Gene Ontology annotation, biological process: transmembrane transport. The record is from RefSeq and is a predicted model, not a curated record. The coding region runs from base 187 to 1092 and encodes 301 amino acids.
CAAGCAAGAGUGCGUUUGCGUAGCCUGGUGUCUUGUCAGGAUUUCUCUUGCAGUGAUUUCGUAACUGCCACUCUGCUCUCUCUCCUGUGAUCGAUUUAAAUUUAGAACCACUCCUUUUUUAUUUGCCGGCAUUUGAAAACAACAAAACUAUUUUAAGCUCCAGCUGAGUUCCAAGGACAAUCUGACAUGACUGCUACUACAGAUACAGACGAAAAUUCAGAACACAAAAAAGACGAGUUCCAUGAUUUGCUCCUGGAAAAUGAAUCGGUUGAUGCAAAGAAAGGUGAGAUGGCCUAUGACGAUGUCCUGGAGCACUUGGGGGAGUUUGGUCGCUACCAAAAACGAAUCUACUUCCUACUCUGUCUUCCAGCUAUAUCUUGUGCUUUUCACAAGCUCGUUGGCGUCUUCAUUCAGGCCAGAGUUCCUUACAGGUGUAAACUUUCUUGGGAGCCCUCGACCAGUAAUUAUGGGUUUCUACGGAAUAACAUGUCAACUUACUACCCUAUGGACCAGCUGACACACACAUUCAGUGGGUGUAAAGUGAUCGAUCUCACAAGUAAUUCUACCUCAGAAUGUGAUUCAUGGGUGUAUGAUAGAACCAAUUAUGAGAGCACUACUUUGACCGAGUGGGACUUGGUGUGUCAUAAAGCGUGGUGGAAGGCAUCAGCUGAUGCCAUAUUCAUGAUUGGUGUUCUGUUGGGAUCAAUCAUCUUUGGAGCCUUAUCCGAUAAAUAUGGUAGGAGAAUUAUAUUUUUCAUCUCGCUCAUACUACAAGCAUGCGCAGGCGUACUUACUGGAUUGGCCCCAAAUUACUUCAUUUUCGUGUUUUUGCGGAUGAUCGUCGGAGCCGCUACAUCUGGGGUGUUCCUUGUUGCUUAUGUGUUGGAUUUCAGGUUUCCUAAAUCUAAAUUUUCAUCUAAUCCUGAUUCUCCAGGCGAAAGGAAAGAAGCGUCAGAUCGGUUGGUUUCCGGCUUCCUAUGUGAAGACGCUGGCGGGGGCGGGACGGGCCGAACCACCCCCUUGCAGUGCAAGACCCCCGACCCCAUGCCUCCUGUCGACAAUCCUGGCGCUGGUCUGUUUUAUAAUUAUUAA